Messenger RNA from Cylindrotheca closterium, 1224 nucleotides. Lineage: Eukaryota; Bacillariophyta; Bacillariophyceae; Bacillariales; Bacillariaceae. The record is from the annotation of a GenBank genome assembly.
AUGGCAACAUGCUCUUCAGCUGGCUGUGACAAGCCAAUCACUUCCAAUCUCGCGUGUCCAAAGUGCACCCAGCUAGGAUUGCCACCAGCCUACUUUUGUUCCCAAGCAUGUUUCAAAGCCAACUGGGGAAGCCACAAACAAGUUCACGCUUUAGCAAAGCAAAUAAUUGAAGCGCAGCAAAGCGCUCCUUCGCAUGGCAAAACUCCUCCCCGCGAUGGUAGCACCGCCCCUUUCGAUGCCCCAGCCGAUGUCAAAAUGAGUCUGCCCGAAUGGGCCCAGAAUUACGAAUUUUCUGGCCCCCUUCGUCCUGCUCUCUUGUCGCCCAAACGAACGGUUCCACCCAACAUUCGCAAACCGGACUAUGCCGAUCAUCCCUUGGGAAUUUCGGACAGUGAACAACGAGACAAACGAAACCACAAUUCCAUUCGUAUCUAUACUCCCAAUGAAUUGGAUAUAGAGCAUGGAUUACGACAUGCCUGCCGAAUGGGCCGAGAAGUCUUGGACGCUGCGGGCAAGGCUCUGCGUCCCGGAGUGACUACCGAUGAGAUUGACCGAGUCGUCCACGAGGCGGCCCUGGAACGAGAGUGUUAUCCAUCUCCACUGAACUACUACAACUUCCCCAAAUCGGUGUGUACCUCCAUCAACGAAGUCAUUUGUCAUGGAAUUCCGGACUACCGAGAAAUCCAAGAUGGGGAUAUUGUCAAUAUUGAUGUGACCACGUACAAUCUAGGAGGAUAUCACGGUGAUUUGAAUGAAACCUUUUGUGUGGGCAAGGUCGAUGCAGAAGGAAAGAAGGUUGUUCGUACCGCCUUUGAAUGUUUGGCGGCGGCCUUGGCAUUGGUCAAACCUGGCACCUUGUAUCGAGACUUGGGAACAGCCAUUCACAAGGUGGCCCAAAAGAAUCAGUGCAGUAUUGUACGAACUUAUUGUGGACACGGGAUUGGCAGUCUGUUUCAUACGAUUCCAAAUGUCCCACAUUACCACAAGAAUAAGGCCAAGGGAACCAUGAAGGUGGGCCACGUCUUUACAGUGGAACCCAUGAUUAACUUGGGAAAGAGUGGUGAUCUUACUUGGGGAGACAAUUGGACUGCUGUGACCACGGAUGGAAAGCGUAGCGCCCAGUUUGAACACACUGUAUUGGUGACGGAAACUGGAUGCGAAAUCUUGACGGCGCGAGACAACGAACCAGUCAUGACAUGGAAUGAAGACUUGAUAAGUCGUUAA